This is a messenger RNA of Triplophysa rosa, 669 nucleotides long. RefSeq names its product phospholipase A2, minor isoenzyme-like. The transcript is spliced from 6 exons. Bases 72 to 665 code for a protein of 197 amino acids. Gene Ontology annotation, biological process: lipid catabolic process; arachidonate secretion; phospholipid metabolic process. The record is from RefSeq and is a predicted model, not a curated record. NCBI's taxonomy places the organism in Eukaryota, Metazoa, Chordata, Actinopteri, Cypriniformes, Nemacheilidae. Gene Ontology annotation, molecular function: phospholipid binding; calcium ion binding.
CUUUUCAGAGCGAUGAGCUUUGUAAAAAAUCAGCGUGUUUCAGAGCGGCGGGGCAAAGAGGAGAUACAAACAUGCACGAAGCCUUCCUCAGCCACUGCUUAAAUCAAAGAGGACCUGAAAUUUUGUGGAUUAAGUUUAUGGAUGUCUAUCUGACAGUUCUGAUCCUCAGUGCGACUCUACCGCUCUCACAUUUGAACAAUGAAAAACAGUUGCUCCAGUUCAGGGAAAUGAUCAAAUGCACACUACCUAACAGCUCACCGCUCCAGGAUUUUGGAGACUAUGGCUGCUUCUGCGGUUUGGGUGGCCAAGGGACACCUGUUGACCAGCUAGACCAAUGUUGUUUUACUCAUGAUCAUUGCUAUGGAAAUGCUUCAAAUUAUGACUCCUGCGACUCAUUUCUGGACAACCCUUACACAAACAUAUAUGACUUUAAGUGCAAUAAAAAUACCAAAACAAUCACGUGUCUGGCCAGUAAUAAUGCAUGCGAAAUGUUCAUCUGUCAGUGUGACAAGACUGCAGCGGAGUGCUUUGCUCAGGCUCCAUAUAACACCUCCAACAAUCAACUCUCUAACAGUCUGUGCAGCUCAGCGUCCAGAGAAAAUCUCAGCUUUAUUAACAUUCUCACUAUACUCACACUGCUAUACAGCAAAAUACAAAGUCACUGAAAUA